Messenger RNA from Olea europaea var. sylvestris, 1258 nucleotides. RefSeq names its product mitochondrial outer membrane protein porin of 36 kDa-like. Gene Ontology annotation, cellular component: mitochondrial outer membrane. The record is from RefSeq and is a predicted model, not a curated record. Bases 103 to 933 code for a protein of 276 amino acids. Gene Ontology annotation, molecular function: voltage-gated monoatomic anion channel activity. Gene Ontology annotation, biological process: monoatomic anion transmembrane transport. The transcript has 6 exons. NCBI's taxonomy places the organism in Eukaryota, Viridiplantae, Streptophyta, Magnoliopsida, Lamiales, Oleaceae.
UAAGGCAAGACGAACCCCCUAUUUCUCAUUUUCUCUCUCUAAAACACUCUCGUUUCUCUCUCUAGCUUUCGGUUCAAAAACAGAAUAAAUCAAGAAACAGUAAUGGUGAAGGGUCCAGGCCUCUAUCCUGAAAUUGGAAAGAAAGCGAGAGAUCUUCUUUAUAAAGACUACCAGGGUGACCAUAAAUUCGCUCUCACUACGUACGCCUCAAAUGGAGUGGCCAUUACUUCAUCUGGGACCAAGAAAGGUGGGUUGCUUUUAGCAGAUGUUAGCACUCAUCUGAAGCACAACAAUAUCACAACUGAUGUAAAAGUGGAUACCAAUUCCAAAGUUCACACAACCAUCACCGUGGAUGAGGCUGCUCCUGGAGUGAAGGCUUUUUUUAGCUUCAUCUCUCCAGAUCAAAAUUCUGGCAAGUUGGAGCUUCAGUAUUUGCACGAGUAUGCAGGAAUAAGUACUAGCCUUGGCCUGACUGCAAAACCCAUUGUCAACUUCUCUGGUGUUACUGGGAACAAUCAGGCUGCCUUUGGGACAGAUAUCUCGUUUGACACCUCUACUGGGAACUUCACCAGAUGCAAUGCUGGAGUAAAUUUCACCACGUCCGACCUGAUUGCGUCCUUGACGUUGAAUAACAAAGGCGAAUCGCUUACUGCAUCCUACUUCCACAUGGUAAGCCCAAUGACCAAUACUGCUGUUGGAGCUGAGUUGACCCACAGCUUUUCGAGCAAUGAAAACAGUCUCACCAUUGGGACACAACACUCGUUGGAUCCUUUAACUGCAGUGAAAGCUUGUGUAGACAACUACGGGAAGGUAUGUGCUCUUAUACAGCAUCAAUGGCGUCCAAAAUCGCUUGUUACGAUCUCAGGCGAAGUGGACACAAGGGCAAUAGAAAAAAGUGCCAAGAUUGGAUUGGCUGUUGCUCUCAAGCCAUGAAGUUGAGCAUUUUGCUAUUGAGGUUGGUGGCAUCGUGUUGAGAUGCGGAGUAAUAAGGUAGAUAGUGUUGAUUCUUGGAAGCCCUUGUCUUCUUUGUAGACUUUUGAUGUCUUUUAAUAUGGUCUUAUAUUUUUCAUAUUCAAUGGGUUUGGAUUGUAAAAAUUAAAAAUAAAAUAAAAUUACAGGGUCAUGAACUAGAAUGUCUUUUGGAUUUGCUGCACAGAUGUUGAUAGCGGCUCGAUUGUUGAGCUUAAAUUCCAUUAUUGUGCAACAUUUAUUGAUGUUGCUUAUAUAUCACGGUAAUAAGGUCGUUGAACAUUAUGUU